Molecule: messenger RNA, 1411 nt
Organism: Olea europaea var. sylvestris
Lineage: Eukaryota; Viridiplantae; Streptophyta; Magnoliopsida; Lamiales; Oleaceae
Product: probable inactive purple acid phosphatase 14
Exons: 6
Cellular component (GO): cytoplasm
Molecular function (GO): hydrolase activity, acting on ester bonds
Source: RefSeq, a predicted model, not a curated record
AUGGAAUUUUGUGCAACAUGGAUCCUUUCUUUACUGUACUCGUUCCUCAUUAUUGCUUCUAUUCACCUUCUUCACAUUCUGAUAAUAUCCCAAAAACUCUCACUCAACGACCAAAAUGUCGGAGUCAAGAAACUGCCACCUCUCGCUCUGCCCUUCAACUCUGAUGGAACUUCCAAAAUCCUCCAGGUAGCUGACAUGCAUUUUGGGUAUCGCAUGGUGACUCGAUGCAGAGAUGUGUUGGAUGGUGAAUUCUAAGACUGUUCUGAUUUCAACACCACACGGUUUCUUGAAAAUAUGAUUGAGCUCGAGAACCCUGAUUUCGUUGCUUUUACUGGUAUUAUAUUUUAUAUAUAUAAUAGAACAUGUGAGAAGAGGUUAAAUGAUAGAUUGCAUGGAAAAUUGAGUAGUACUGUGUGUGAAACCUCCUUAUCAAGAGAAAGAAAUGUGCUCAGCAUGAAUCUAGGAGGCAGUGGGUGCCUCAAUUUAUUGUCCAAUAGAGUUUCUGUGCAUUUUAAUGCAUUGGGCAAUGAAUCAAUGAACCCAAUGCCACCUAGACCGAUCCCAAAGAAAGUCUUUAUUCACAAGAGCAAUGUGUUCCAUGUCGAAGAUAUUAGAGGAGAGCCUACCAAAAAUAAUACGCCUGAUUUUGUUGGAAAAGAACAAAAGCAGGAUAUCAAAAAAUCAGCCGAGACUUCUAAAUUUUUUACCGUCUCCCCUGCAUUGACAUUCUUUCACAUUCCCAUUACAGAAAUUAAACAAGGACCUCUUUUGGAUAUUAUUGGCACGUAUCAGGAAUACGUAGCAUGUUCAUUCGUAAACUCUGGAGUCCUGAAGACGCUUGUCUCCAUGGGAGACGUAAAGGCUGUGUUCAUAGGUCAUGAUCACCUAAAUGACUUCUGCAGAAAUCUAGAUGUCAUAUGGUUUUGUUAUGGCGGAGGGUUUGGAUAUCAUGGUUAUGGUGUUGCCGGAUGGCCAAGGAGGGCAAGAGUCAUUUUGGCAGAACUCGGGAAAGGGGUGAAUUCAUGGAAUGGAGUAGAGAAGAUCAAGACAUGGAAACGACUCGAUGACGGGAUGCUGAGCAAGAUUGAUGAGCAAAUCCUUUGGGAGAGACAAUAACAACAGUCACACGUGUCAUGUACUGAAAUUGUAACACUGCCGCUGAAUUGGGUUUAGUUCUUAUGUUAUAUUUCCGAGAAAAUGAUAUCUUAAGGUUAGCAAUUUUAUUGAAAGCUUGUGAGAAUCUAGUACCACUUGUUUGAUUAACUGGUAAAUUGAACUUGUUGAAUGUCUGGAGCAUCUUGUUGGAAAAGAAACAGAAUUUUGUAAUGUAAUUGAUUAUCAUUAAAAUGAGGUGAUAUAUACUGAAAUCGCUUAGGGGCUGUUCUCUUUGGCGUUUUCUGAUUGUUUUCUA